GUUGCUACCAACCUCUAAGAAACAUAGAAACAUCUUAUCUUCCUCUAUAGACUCUCACGUUGAAAUAUUACUGUUCAUCUUGAUCGAACUAUGCAACAGAAUGACCUAACAUCAAAGCAGAUUCGACACAAAAGCACGUGUGUGUCUGCGUGACAGUAGCAAGGCUGGCCUGCACCGCGGGGUGCAGGCCUCCAGCCGCCACAGCUGAAGGAAUAUCGCCGUGUUCUGCCAGCCUCACGCCUUUCUCUUUCAAUCUGUCAUCUCUUUAUCGGGGGAUAUUUGUUUUUGGGACCUUGACAUCGCCGAUGAGCCCCUCCUGAAUGUGACAAUCGUGCGCCCAGAUACGCGACUCAUGUACUCUAACUGAAGCCUGCUGCAUUUGUUUCCUACCAUCACCGACCGAGUCCAAGUCACCAGCUGCCUGCGCGCGCAUGUCCCAGCCUCGAAUUCUUCAUUCCGCGCAAAACUGAUAUAACUACAUCCUAUUGCAUUUGUUUCGCCCUCCGAGUCUGAGUCGCCUAGCACCUGCCAUCAGAUUAUAGCCUCGAGUUCUCUCACCUAUACAAGGCUUAUGCGACUGCAUGCCGUUGUUACAUUGGGAUCGCAGUCGCAGCAUUUUCGAGACCAAGCCGCCGACCGUCUGCCCUUAAAUCCUACCUUGAAUUCCCUACCCCGAGCCCACGACGAUGGACAAUCUUCCCCUCGAUCACAGCUCAGCCAUAGCCGAUUUCAGAGCUGCCCGAAAGAAAUAUACCCAAAAAGCUGCCUGUGGGCGAAACUAUGUUCUGGUGAAGAAGCUCAAGCUUUGGCUAGAGAGCAAUGGAACAGACGGUAGAUCCCAGGCGAGCCAUCUUCUUGAUUUCGCAUACCGCAAACGCAGCCGUCAUAGGCCCGUUCUCCCAAUCUCGCGGGAUGUAUUGUCUGAUAAACGCAAUGGGUGCCUUCUUGUUUUCUGUAUACUGCUCGAACUUGACUGUGGCCAUCUAAUCGAUGAAUUCUGGAGACAAGAUAUUUGCGACAAACACCUUCCAAUCAACCUCCACUCAUUACAAGAGAAGGCUGCAACUAUGGUUACAAGCGACUCAAACUCAUUAGCAAACGGCUUCAACAACUUGCAGUGGCAGUUUUGCCCAACUACAUUUGAGCUGAGAAGGGGACGCAAAUUGGUUGUAGACCAUAUUUUGCCAUUCUACAGAAAGGAGAAAAUCAACGACAAGGGUGCCACCGCCCAACUCUGGCAAAUCGAAGUCGCCGAGGAGUUUGUAGAUCCUAAUCUAGCUCGAGCUGUUGCGAAAGAUGGCAACUACAAUGACCCGAAUGAUGACAUUGGCCAGCGAUAUCACUUCGCUAUAAAAACCUUUGACGAAGGUAAACGAGAUCUUUUCAAAAACGAAAAAGAAGCAUUUCUAGCUCUUCGUGACCAUCCAGGCAUGAUACAGUAUUUGGGCGAUUACGAGCAUGUUGAAAUUCGCCAAUCAUCCAGUCCCCAAAUCAUCACACCUGGUGGGACAUUGGAAACCGGGACCAUAAAGGCAAAUACCUCGAAUAUCAUUUUGGAAUAUGGGGAUCACGAUCUAGAUGAAUAUUUUAUGGAAUUUGUCCCACCGGUCUUCCAAAGUGAGAUCAAAUCCUUUUGGGAAUGCCUGUUUGAUGUAGCCGAUGCAGUGAAACACAUCCACCACUUGAAGGUAAACACGGAAGGUCGAACGCAAGAAUUCAAUGGGUGGCACGCGGAUAUUAAGCCGGAUAAUAUUCUGAUUGUUCAAGGCAAAUUUAAAUUAGCUGACCCUGGCUUUGCAACGUUUGUGAAAAAGAAAAAUACCGAAACGGAGCCCAAGAAGGUCGUCGCUGGAGGCACAGAGACAUAUAGUGCCCCAGAACGCCGAUACUCUAGCAGCGGAACAAGGGAAGGAGCAGUCUCGCAAACGAUCGACAUCUGGUCCCUAGGGUGCGUCUUUUCUAUCGCUGCGACCUGGGUUGUUCUAGGCCAUGAAGGCAUACGGCAAUUUACGAGGUUGCGCCAAAGAUCAAUUCGUAAUAGUUCCGAAGAACAGGCUGCACAUCGCACCAGACCUCACCCUGACCUAGACCAUUUCCAUAACGGCAAAGAAGUUCUCCCUGAUGUGCUAAGCUGGCAUGCAUAUUUGCGAAGCGUAUUACGCAAGUCCGAUACUAUUACCAGCAGCGUGCUUGAUCUUAUCGACAAAGAUAUGUUUGUGGGAGACGCGGGUUGUCGAAUCAAGGCAACCGAGCUUUGUAAAAAACUACACGAUAUCAAGUCUCACAUGCAAACUGAAACCCGGGCGCUCCCAAAAGCUAUCAUGGAGGCUCUUCUUGAGGUUGACGAAGCUCCCCCAAAGGAGUCAAUGGCAAGCACCACCCAUGAACUCACCAUGCCAAAGGAAUCUCCUACAAUUGUUGAUAAGCGUCAAGCCCAAAAAUCGGCACUUCUUGGAGCCCCUUUGAAGAUGACGGCCCGACGUUCCGAGUAUCUCAAGUCAGAAUUGAGUAAUUCAUAUGUCAACUUCCAAACAGAUGACGAGUAUCCUGAAAUUUCUAUAACUGUGCCAUCGUCUCAUAAGCCGGUAACCCAGAAGGUCAAUGAGGAGCCACGUCCAUUAAACCGGAGAAAUUCCCGGAUUCAAGAAGAGAACAUAUCAACCAGAAAAGAUGCAGAAGCACCCCUUAGCCCACGAUAUAUGCAAAUCGGCUCAUUUGCUACAACUAUGCAACGUCCUGUGAACCGGAAACGGAGAACCAACCCGCCGCAGGAUAUCUUCCAAGCCCGCGAAGAAGUUAAGAGCCGUACAAAGAUGCGUCUGUUCGGAAGAAAGACCACUAAAGAUGAACUCCUUUCCAGACAUUUUAGUAAUCGAGAUAUAAAAUUUCUAGUAGAUAAUGCCGAGUCGAUGAGUCGAUAUUGGGCUAAUGCGAAGUUUCUACUUGAAACCCUCAUACUAAAAGCAAUAGGCCAAGACGACAAUGGAAUGGACCUCUCUUUCACUUUCGGAAACAUUUCGGUUCAGAAUAGCAACGUUGUAUCUAAGUUUACAGACGCCAUGGACGAUCAAGAAGCACGGCCAAGAGAUCAUUUGCACACCGACAUGAAGGGAUCACUUGGGGAUAUCUUCUACGAAUACUUUCAAGUGGCGAAGAAAAGGGGGAGCUGGAGCAAAAACCUUACAUUGAUUGUUCUUACGGAUGGCAAGUGGGAUGGCAUGGAAGACAAGAACGGAGUCGACACUAUGAUCAUAGAGUUUGGCAACCAAGUACAGAAAAUAUUUGGCAACCUCAAACAUCGGCCCGUGAGCAUAGAGUUCAUCCAAUUCGGCCAUGACCCAAAUGCGACGAGCAGAUUACGGAGAUUAGAUGACGAUCUAGUAUACUCUGGAAUUCCGGACAUUGUUGACUUCGAGCACUGCUCGGGGGAUGUUAACAAAAUGCUUCUAGGAAGCUUCGUCGAAGAAUACGACGACGACGAGGAGCCGGCUACUAUGUCUAUAAUCUCAGAAUUAGAUGGCGUCCCUCUAACGGAGACCCCAUUGCAGCAGCCAACAAAUUAUUUCCCGACCUCGAGCACUGCUGAGACUGGCCUGUUCGAACUAGCAACGAGGCAGCCCAUAUCGUCACAGGUGCGAAGAAACACGGCGACGGCAGAACCACAGCGGGAGCAGUUUACUCGAUCCUCUCGUCAUAGUUAUCACCCACGGUGAUUCAAUCACAGUAUUUCCGCGAAACUUAAUGAGCCUCUAAAUCCUUCGAAUUUUUUGUCUCUCUUCUGUCCAUAAGAGAUAGCUACGCAUAGAGGAUUCGAUAGCGGAGUUUAGGAGUGAUUAGUGUUUCGAUGAGGGUGAGAGGUGCUUUUUAGGGAAGGUAGCUAGGUAAAUGAGGGAGCUGAAGGGUUGGUUACAUAUACCUAGGACAAAAGUACAAAGGGGGAGGAGAGACGCGGAAAGGAGUUUGUUUGCAGUAGAUGAGAGUAUAGAACGCGUACUCUAAUUUAGUCUAUCUACGUCUUAAGAAAAAGCAUAACCACCCGUCCGCCAACCAGCUAAUGCAUUUAUUAUAUCUCGUUUAGCAAUGGGGCGUACUCGUGUGAAAUUUAAGGCGCCUGAGUAGGUGGGAGUGGUGGAGUUUGAGAAGAUUAAUGGUAUUAGCGGGUGUUCUCGAGAUGAGGAAUAAGAUUGGAUAUCUAGGGGUUAGACGAAUUUAAUGUCGAGUUUUUUCAC
This is a messenger RNA of Pseudogymnoascus verrucosus, 4229 nucleotides long. RefSeq lists its product as uncharacterized. The transcript is spliced from 7 exons. Lineage: Eukaryota; Fungi; Ascomycota; Leotiomycetes; Thelebolales; Thelebolaceae. The record is from RefSeq and is a predicted model, not a curated record. Gene Ontology annotation, molecular function: protein serine/threonine kinase activity; ATP binding. Gene Ontology annotation, biological process: peptidyl-serine phosphorylation; peptidyl-threonine phosphorylation. Bases 687 to 3713 code for a protein of 1008 amino acids.